GGAACCGACUGAGUGAGCAGCGUGAAACGCGUGUAAACGGAUGAAAAUACGCACAAACAAACGAAGAAAAAAAGAAAAAAACAAGGAGGCGGUCGAGUCAAUCAGCGCGGCUUGAGCUGACAGCUGUGAGGUGACGGCGGGACUGAGUCUCUGCUGCGUUUGGAGCCUGAGUCAGAGAGGAGGAGAAAAGAGCCAGGGCAGCAGGAGAGAGGGAAGAAGGACGCAGUGUGGGCGGGUUAAGAAGCGCGGAGAGGGAGGGCACAUCAGCGUAACAUUCCCACCGCUUUUCUUCCUCCUGCCGAGUGGGAAAAACAAGGACGUCCGCCGCUCUCCUUUUCCUCCCCACAUUUCAUCCCUGAUAACCCCACCUGAGCGUCCUUUCUCGAACAGCAUCCGGCCGCUUCCGUCUCCAUCCACCCGCACCUCGGAGGCUAAGCCCUGGGUUUGUUGUCAGCCUCCGGGAGCCGAGCUGAUCUGAACCGAACCGAACCGAGUGUCAGGGGCGUGAGAGGCGGAUGCUGCGAGCGUAGAGGCAGGGUACCAACCAGGAGCAUCACCGCACUCAGAACGAUGGACAGAAUGAAUUUUCUCUCCUUCCUCCUCCUUUGCUUAACUUCGGUUGCCAAUUGCAACAAAGCCAAUAAGCACAAGCCAUGGAUCGAGACAGAGUACCAGGGGAUUGUCAUGGAGAACGACAACACCGUGCUGCUCAAUCCCCCUCUCUUCGCCCUGGACAAAGACGCUCCGCUUCACUACGCUGGUGAAAUCUGUGGCUUCCGGGUUCACAAUGGCCCCUCGGGCUCCGGUUCCGUCCAGUUUGAAGCUGUGGUUCUGGACCGCUCCACCGGCGAGGGUCUGGUCCGGUCCAAAGAGCCGCUGGACUGUGAGAGCCAGCGGGAGCACAGCUUCACCAUCCAGGCCUACGACUGUGGAGAGGGACCCGAUGGCGUCAACAGCAAGAAAUCACACAAGGCCACGGUUCAUGUUCGUGUGAACGACGUCAACGAGUUUUCCCCAGUGUUUGUGGAGCGUCGCUACGAGGCUUCGGUCCCGGAGGGCCGUCUGUUUGACAGGAUCGUGCGGGUCGAGGCGCUGGAUGCCGACUGCUCCCCGCAGUACAGCCAGAUCUGCUUCUAUGACAUCAUCACUCCCAACGUGCCCUUCGCUAUCGACAACGACGGUAACAUUAAGAACACGGAGCCUCUGGAUUCGAAGCGGCAGCGUGUUCACACCUUCUGGGUGACCGCCUUCGACUGUGGGAAGAAUCGCGCUCAGGCUGAUGCCCAGGUUGUCGUCACAGUCAAGCCGUCCUGCAAACCCGGCUGGAUCGGAUGGACAAAACGUGUGGAGUACACACCUGGGUCAGGCAGCAUCCCCCUGUUCCCCAGCCUGCAUCUGGAGACCUGCGAAGAAACGGUGUGGAACAUCCAGGCCACCGUAGAACUUCAAACCGGCCAUAUUGGGAAGGGCUGUGACAGAGACAGCUACUCUGACCGUUCUGUUCGGCGACUGUGUGGUGCUGUCAGGGGUGAAGUCGAUCUUCUCCCACCUCCAUCUCCAGCAGCCAACUGGACCUCGGCUCUCCCCACUCUUCCUUCUUCCGAUUCUUCUCUGGUCUUCUCCUUCAACGGGUCGAAUCAUGUGGCGGUGGUUCCUGACUCAGUUGUGUCCGCUCUGUCGGGCGACCACUUCACCCUGCAGCUGUGGAUGCGUCGGGGCGGCGCCAACAUCCAGCCUUCAGCCACUCAGUCCAGAGGAAAUCGCAAAGAGGAGGAGACUAUUGUGUGCAGCACCGUAAAGAACGAUGACUCCUACUCCCAUUAUUCGCUCUCCGUCCACGGCUGCCGCCUCUCCCUCUUCUACUGGCCCGAUGUCUCGGCCGCACGGCCCGUCAAGUUCCUCUGGAAGCUGGAGCAGGUGUGUGACAGCGAAUGGCAUCAUCUGUCCCUCAGUGUCCAGUUCCCAUCAGUGACGCUGUAUGUGGACGGCGUCACCUUUGACCCUGCCCUCAUCCAUGACAACGGUGCCAUCCCGAACCCUGCGCCCCGUCAGAGGAUGCUCAUCGGUGCUUGCUGGGAACCCGAAGAGAAGCAGAAGGAGAUACUAAACAACACAAUCCCAGAGGGAAAAGACUCAGUGAAGUUUGUGGGUGGUUACCAUGGCCUGCUGUCAGGGGUGACGGUGCGUCCUGGCAGCGUGGAGCCGCACAGCGUGGUGGAGUGCUUGUACGCCUGCAGGGAGGGGCUGGACUUCGGAGACCUGGAGACUCUGGGUUCUGGGAUGAAGGUCCAUGUGAACCCCAGUCAGUCGGUCCUGGUGCUGGAGGGAGACGACAUCGAGAGCUUCAACCGAGCCGUUCAGCAGGUCACCUACAGAAACUCGCUUCGCUUCGCCACCCCUGGAGUCCGACCUCUCAAACUCACCACUUCCCUCAGGUGUUUCAAUGAGGAAAGCUGCCUGUCACUGAAACAGCUGGAGGGAUACCUGGUGGUUCUCCAGCCUGAUGCCCCUCAGAUCUCUCUGUCCGGGGUUGGCCCACAUCUGGCCCGUCCGGCGCCUGAGUUUGAAGGACCCCGCGGUGUCCCCCUCUUCCCUGAGCUGCGGAUCGUCUGCUCACUGUCACAUGCUGUCAACACAGCUGCACAGGGCAUGGAGGGCGGAGCCCUGAUGUCGGAUGCUGUGGCUCACACUUUGGACGGAUGUGAGGUGCAGCCGCUGGGAGAGGAGCUGAAUCCAGAGCGGGAGGAGCUUCUGGUAGACAUGGACGUUGUGCGAGAGCGAGGACUGGAUAUCAUCAAUACCACCGCUUACAUCGCAAUUACAGGUGCUGAAUCCAUCUCUGUGUACGAGGACGUCCUCCGCUCAGUCCGGUACCGCCUGGCCAGAGGCUCUGGCCGCUUUGAGAGGCGGUUCCGCCUGUCGUGCUCCGAGAUGAAUGGCAGAUACACAAGCAAUGAGUUGACUCUGGAGGUGAACUUUCUUCACUCUUUGGAAAGCCUAUACCACCCUUCCCACCUGCUGGCCUCACAGCAGCAGUUCCUCCAUCCAUCUCAUCAUUCUGGAGAGCUGAGUGGACACACCUUGCCGAAUCCACAUCGCAACUCAGUGGUUCCAGGAGCAGCCACCGUCAUCAUUAUGGUCUGUGUGGGCUUCCUGGUUGUCAUGGUGAUCCUCGGUGUCUUCCGAAUUCGCUCGAUCCAUCGUCGGGGUGAAGGCUCCAGGGGCGGGGCUAAAGAGGGCAGCAACCAAUGGGACGACUCGGCGCUCACCAUCAUCGUCAACCCAAUGGAGUCCUACGAAUCCCGUAUGGGCAUUUCUGCCGACACAGAGGGCGAUGGAGAGGAGGAGGAAGAGGAGGCAGCGGAGUCACCUGACGACGCAAGUGAUGACCAGCGGAUCAUCAUCAAGAAGGAGGGCAGAGACGGAAACGCCCGCCGCUACUGAGCCGUAUCUCUCCAUAAAUCAGCUCCCCAGUCACACACUCCGACACUUUUAAUAUCAAACUGACUCCACUAGUAUAAGGAAUGUAUGCUUACAAACACUUCGCACAACACAAUCACCAUAAUACUCUCGACGCUCAAACGCCAUAUGUGACCUAUAGCCGACAACUGGCUGCUGUUCUCCACUUAAAUGUUCAAUGGCACAAUGUGUACAGUUAAUGUAAUUUACCCGCCUAAACAAACCCCCUCCACCAGAAUCGUUUGUGGUGCACUCGUUCUAACGCAGAAAUUGGUGUCUGUAUAGUGUAACCCUGGUUGAAAGGGACUGUUUAAUCAUCAAGAAAAAUAUUGAUUGUAUUCUAUCCUUUGUUAAUGACAAGAAUGAAGCAAAAUGUCAGUUGCACCAAGGUUUUGAGUCAAUCCUUAAGCAAAGACACAAUCCUUGAUCCCGACACAUCGUUGAGCCUCUUUGUGAGACUCAGAAAGUCUGUGCACAAGCUCUGCUCUCCCUCGCUGCGUCGUCUCCUCUAACCACAGACUGAAGGCAGUGAGAUUAGACGCACUCAGCUAUUCAAAAGAAACACCUCUAUGUCCUUGCAAUUUUAUUUCCAUUCAUGUAAUAAAGUGGAUCUCUAAGGUGCACACACUCCUGUUAAAAUACAUUUCAAAACUUUUUCUACCACCAAAGACAUUUAAGCUGUGAAAUUCAACUGAAAAAGAAACAAGAAAGAUGCAAUAAUCUCACUAGAUAACUCUGGUUCCUCGUAUCUAACGUAUCCUAGAAGCAUCUUUUAAUCUCAGCAUUCAGUUCUUAGUUUAUCAGUGAAGUGCUUUCUGUGAUGCUGAGAAAUAAAAUCCAUCUUGAUCUUCAGCUUUUCAUGAAGAUUUGGGGUCAGAGCUUACUGCCAUUUGGAAGAGUUUUAAAGAAAUUGUCAGUUUCUCUAGAUGAAAACCCCACAGCAUUAUGCUGCCUCCACUUGAGAUGGGUGGAGUACUCAAAUAUUGUACUCAAGUAAGAGUAGCACUACUUCAACAUAUUUACUCCAGAAAAAGUAAAAAAGUAGCAAGAAGCUACUCAAGACUAAAAAGGUAUUUGGUAAAAAUGCUACUCAAGUACUGAGUAUCAUUUUUGCAUUUGAUAUGUAAAAAUUACAUCAGCAAAUGGACCAAAAUAUAAAGUUAUGUGUAAAUUUUGGAUCAAAAUGAAAAUAAUUCUAAUGAAUAUGAUUACAAAAUAACAAAAUCAGUCGAAAUUUAUUUACGGUAAUUGAAUAUAAACUUUAACAAAAACUGCAGGUCUGUGUCUGGUGAAUGUUUGGUUGAAGUUACUCACAUUUGCUUGAGUAUCCAAACAUUUCACUCAAGUAAGGGUAAAAAAUAGAGCAUAGUAAAAAUACUCCUAAAAGUACAUUUUGUUCCAAAAAGUUACUCGAGUAAAUGUAACUAGUUACUACCUAACUCUGGCCACCAGUGAGAUGCUUUAUAAAAUACAAACUGUGGCUGUAACUAAGAAAUAAAAACAUCUUUCUAUUUUUGAUUUAUUUCUGGUUAAUGAGAGCCACUGUAAUUGAGGACAUGUGCGUUAAAACCUGAAAUUGAAGCAAAAAAAAAAAGCGUUUGUUUCAUGGUGUAGUAAUAAAAAACCACAUUACUGUGGCUUUGUUGAAUUUACAGAAUAAAUGUCACAUUAGAGGAGAAGAAUAAUCUGAAUUAUUAUGUUUUUUUAGGAGGGGAUCUUCACCUUUGAGAUCCAGUGUAAGACUGGUUUACUUUGCAGUAUUCUGUAUUGAUCUCCUGAUAACCAACCGCAGACCUCAACAUCCAACACAAGCGCUUCUGCUGCAAUACUCCAAAAUAAAAGCUCAAAUAUUGACGUUGUCAAAGUUUCAGCUUCAAACUGGAGUCUUUGCAGCGCUGCAGCUUGUGCCACAAAAUAAGAAAACAGCACUUGGCCUCUCUGACCUCCCUAUAAAUGACUCUCAUGUCACUGUUUCACUCGCUACUCUAUACUGCAAACACACACAAACACACACAAGCACCAUCCAUGACCCCCACGACCCCUGCUGUUUCCAGAAUGUCCGCUCAGCUUGGGCAGUUUUGAUUGUAUCGAUUGUAAUUAAUUUUUCUGUACAAACAACAAUGACUAUUGCGAUAUUAUUGUUAUUGCUGUUGUUCUUAUCAAUGCAUUCACUCUUUCUCUUUUACUGCACAUUUCUGAGAGGGAGCAGAUUAUGAUUUAUUUUUCCAUUUAAGGAGUCACCUUUCCAGGAUCAGAAAAUAGUAUAAAGAUGAUAGCUAUAAUAAAGAGUAGUAUUAGUGAUAAGGAUGAUCAUCUUUGGCUUGAUGAGUGUAUCCUAAUUUGUGUGUAAUAUUGUUGUAAUUUAAGAAUUUGCAUCACCAAAAAAAAAAGGAGGGCACAUUGUUGUGAUAUUUCAAAAUGUCUUGCUCGUUUUCUUUCAUCGGGGGAUUUUAUUUUUUGUCCACAUUUAAAAAUAAAUUAUUUGUUUUUGUGUGUGUGUGUGUUGCUUUUGUUAUUUUUCUGUUUCCUUCCCGUUUCAUCUGUCGUCUUUGGUUCAGUGAAUGUACAACCGUGUGCUUCUCCUCAGCUUCCCCUCCCUCCCAGCCUUCCUCCCCUCACCUCUCCCUCCGUGUCUCUUGCUGUCUGUCUGUGUAGCCUAUUAAUGUGCAGUGCUAUAAGGCUCUCAGUGAAAAAAAAAUAAGGCCUGUUGUUUUCAAGUGUCACAUUAAGAAGGAAUAAAAAUUGCGUUGGUUAAAAACUUACAUUAUUACUAUGUUGCUAUUUGAACAUUACCUGUAAUUAAUGAUAUAAUGCCAACAUGGAUUAUGCUGAGUAAUUGUUAUUGAAAAGUGUCAGAAAACAUUGCAAAAUUCAUAAUAAAAACACUAUAUGACGUC
Messenger RNA from Gambusia affinis (western mosquitofish), 6356 nucleotides. It is a transcript of the gene clstn3, whose product is annotated as calsyntenin 3. Gene Ontology annotation, molecular function: calcium ion binding; X11-like protein binding; kinesin binding. Gene Ontology annotation, cellular component: cell surface; postsynaptic membrane. The record is from RefSeq and is a predicted model, not a curated record. The transcript has 19 exons. Gene Ontology annotation, biological process: positive regulation of synaptic transmission; positive regulation of synapse assembly; homophilic cell-cell adhesion. Bases 571 to 3444 code for a protein of 957 amino acids. Lineage: Eukaryota; Metazoa; Chordata; Actinopteri; Cyprinodontiformes; Poeciliidae.